AAAACCAGGACCAGGACGCAAACCAGGACUUGCGACCAAGACGCGCAGCCAGGAUAAGCCACCAGGACGCACCACUAGGACGCACCGUCUCCCGCGAGCAGGACGCGCAUUCAGGACGCAGGACAAGGACGCAGGAACCGGGUGCCGAAACCAAGACGCAGGACCAGGACCCGAGACCCGGACGGAGGAGCAGGACGGGAAACCAGGACGCAAAACCAGGACUUGCGACCACACUGUAUUCCCUAACAGUUGUACUGGCUCAUAAUUUAUAAGGGUGGACUUGCAACCAGGACGCAGGACAAGUACGCAAAACCAGGACCAGGACGCACCACUAGGACGCGCAAACAGGAAUUACCACUAGGACGCAAAACCAGGACGCAGGACCAGGACGCGCAUUCAGGACUGGAGACCAGGACCAGGACGCGGAACCAGGACGCACCACUAGGACCUGCGACCAGGACGGGAGACCAGGACGCGCAGCCAGGAAAAGCCACCAGGACGCGCCACUAGGGCCGGGAAGCACCACCGGGACGCGCCGCCGCCACUAGGACCAGGACGCGCCUCUGCGCACCUCUCACCAUGCUGGAAACCAGGCCGAUCCGAGCGCCAUGAGUCCGGCCAACGCCACCGGGGGCCCGGGGGGCCCGGGCAGCGCGGGCCCGGGCAGCGCGGAGCGCUACAUGUUCGCCCUGGGAACCUACAGACUGCUCGCCUUCACCAUCGGGACCAUCGGGGUGUUCGGGUUCUGCAACAACGUGGUCGUCAUGGUCCUCUACUGCAGGUUCAAGAAGCUCCGCACUCCCACCAACCUGCUGCUGGUCAACAUCAGUCUCAGCGACUUCCUGGUCUCCAUCACCGGAAUAAACUUCACCUUCGCUUCGUGCGUCAAAGGCCGCUGGAUCUGGAGCCAGACGACGUGCGUGUGGGACGGGUUCAGCAACAGCUUGUUCGGCAUCGUGUCCAUCAUGACUCUGGCGGCUCUGGCCUACGAGCGCUACGUCCGGGUGGUGCACGCCCAGGUGGUGGACUUCCCCUGGGCCUGGCGGGCCAUCGCCCACAUCUGGCUGUACUCUCUGGCCUGGACCGGGGCCCCGCUGCUGGGCUGGAACCGCUACACCCUGGAGAUCCACCGGCUGGGCUGCUCCCUGGACUGGACGUCCAAAGACCCCAACGACGCCUCCUUCAUCCUCUUCUUCCUGCUGGCCUGUUUCUUCGUGCCCGUGGGGAUCAUGAUCUACUGCUACGGGAACAUCCUCUACACCGUGAGAAUGCUCCGCUCCAUCCAGGACCUCCAGACGGUUCAGAUCAUCAAGAUCUUGCGCUACGAGAAGAAGGUGGCUGCGAUGUUUCUGCUGAUGAUUUCCUGCUUCCUGGUGUGCUGGACGCCCUACGCCGUCGUGUCCAUGAUGGAGGCCUUCGGCAGGAAGAGCAUGGUCUCUCCCACGGUCGCCAUCAUCCCCUCGUUCUUCGCCAAGUCCAGCACGGCGUACAACCCCCUCAUCUACGCAUUCAUGAGCCGGAAGUUCCGGCGCUGCCUGCUGCAGCUCCUCUGCUCCCGGCUCUCGUGGCUCCAGCGUAACCUGAAGGAGCGGCCCCUGGCCCCGGGGGAGCGGCCCAUCCUGGCCCCGGUGCAGCGGCCCAUCCGCCCCAUCGUCGUCUCCGGCUCCUGCGGCGCCAGCAGGGACCGGCCCAAGAAGAGGGUCACCUUCAACUCCUCCUCCAUCGUCUUCAUCAUCACCGGCGACGACUUCCAGCAGCUGGACGUGACGUCCAAGGACGAGGAGACGACGCUGGUCAACGUCAUCCAAGUGAGGCCGCUGUGAUCCAGGACCAGGACUGGACUCUGGACUCCUCACCCCGACUCUCAGUCUGCCUUACGAGCUAACGUGGAAUUCCAAGCCAAAUAAUCCCGUCUGACCUCCCUGGAUGUUUCUGUGCCCACACACAGUUCCAGACUUUUAUACAACUGAGUGUAAAUACCUAACCGUUGACCCGAGGUCUCAACUAAACCCAUCAAAGCACUGCAAAAACUCAAAAUCUUA
Molecule: messenger RNA, 2042 nt
Organism: Cololabis saira (Pacific saury)
Lineage: Eukaryota; Metazoa; Chordata; Actinopteri; Beloniformes; Belonidae
Gene: opn3
Product: opsin 3
Exons: 4
Coding region: 609-1823 (404 amino acids)
Biological process (GO): G protein-coupled receptor signaling pathway; visual perception
Cellular component (GO): photoreceptor outer segment; membrane
Molecular function (GO): G protein-coupled receptor activity
Source: RefSeq, a predicted model, not a curated record